Messenger RNA from Trichosurus vulpecula (common brushtail), 459 nucleotides. Its product is annotated as epididymal secretory protein E3-beta-like. The transcript has a single exon. The coding region runs from base 19 to 459 and encodes 146 amino acids. The record is from RefSeq and is a predicted model, not a curated record. Lineage: Eukaryota; Metazoa; Chordata; Mammalia; Diprotodontia; Phalangeridae.
GUGGCCCUGGUGGAUAAGAUGGCAUUUGUUCUGAAGGGCACAGGCCCUGCCUUAUUGAUGCUGCUCCCUCUGUGGGUGCUUCCUGGAUGCUCUGAAGACCUAGCCUGGCAAGAUUUCAUGAAGCAACACCAUCUCAGUCUGGGCCUGGAUUUCAGCCAGUUGAGCUGUGAAGGUCUUAUGGGUGCCAUGGAAUCUCUGAAGGGGAAAGCCUCCCAUACCUUCAUCUAUGCCAUUUGGAGCCAAAUAGAAGAUAUAUGCUGUAGGGAUGGGUUAGAUUGCUAUGAGAAUGUGCGGGUAUGGAGCACGAAACCUUUCAAAAUCCUUACCUGUGAGCAGUUGGAGUCUGGUCAAGGCUAUAGGGGCACCAGAAGCUAUAGCUAUGUAGAGCUCCACUGUGGCCUGAAUGGAUUCCCUGUGAGCCUGGAGGAUGCCAAGGUGAAAAAGAAAAUUUCAAAUUAG